This is a messenger RNA of Rhincodon typus (whale shark), 612 nucleotides long. Its product is annotated as poly [ADP-ribose] polymerase 2-like. The transcript has 5 exons. Gene Ontology annotation, molecular function: NAD+ poly-ADP-ribosyltransferase activity. NCBI's taxonomy places the organism in Eukaryota, Metazoa, Chordata, Chondrichthyes, Orectolobiformes, Rhincodontidae. The annotation marks the transcript as partial. The record is from RefSeq and is a predicted model, not a curated record.
UUGGGAAGGUCGGACAACACAACCUGAUUUCGUGUGGAAGUGAUCUGAACAAAGCCAAGGAAAUCUUCGAAAAGAAGUUCCUGGAUAAGACUAAGAACAGCUGGUCAAACCGAGCGUGUUUCGAGAAGGUCGCUGGGAAGUAUGACCUGUUGAGUCGGGAUUACAGUGGAGAUGCCCCUCCAGACGAGAGUGCGAAGGUUGGACAGGUGGAAAAGGCCCCCAAGGUGGAGUCAAAGCUGGACCAUCGAGUACAGAAGCUGAUUGAGUUGAUUUGUAACAUACAGGCCAUGGAGGAGAUGGUUGUACAGAUGAAAUAUGAUACCAAGAAAGCUCCGCUAGGUAAACUGACGACGGCUCAGAUUAAAGCUGGCUACAUCUCCCUUCAGAAGAUUGAGGACUGUAUUAACCGGAAUGUGAGCGGGAAGGCCCUGGUAGAGGCCUGCAAUGAGUUCUAUACCAGGAUACCGCACGACUUCGGGCUGAAGACACCCCCUUUGAUCAGAACCAAGAAGGAACUACAGGAGAAAGUGGGACUUCUGGAGGUAAUUUGCACCCUCUUCCAGUUAUUAGACUCAUAGAGCUGUGCCAAACGGAAACAGACCCUUUGGUCCA